UCCCUCUGCUGAGUCACUUCCAAGAGGUUAGAGUCUUAUAUUCAAAGCUCGUCCCUCCUCCUCCUGAAGGUUAAGUCACACUGUGGCACCAGGGGGAGACUUCAGUUGGCAGCGCUGCCGCUUUACGCACGAUCUCCCCUGGUCGCAUCUGGCCGGCUGUGCGCGCACAGCCGCAGCCUCCUGUCUCCGCUCCCUGCGUGCGGACAGAUGGAUGCGCCAGCAGCACCUGCAGCGGCACACUUUUACUUAAACAUCACGCGAGGAUCCUUCCUUUCUAAAUAAACGCGUGCAUUUUUUUUAAAUCUAUUUUUUCCCAUCUUUCCAAAUGGAUAUUUACGCCUCGGCUUUGUCACCGGCGCUGGAUAUCGGCGCAGGCUGCUACCUGCUGGUUUUAACCGUGCUCUCCACUGUGGGAAACCUGCUCGUCCUCAUCAUGGCGUUCAGAAGGUCGUCCCGUAUGAAGCCGCCGGAGCUGCUCAGCGUGAACUUGGCGGUGACGGAUCUCGGCGCGGCCGUCACCAUGUACCCCCUGGCCGUGGCCUCGGCCUGGAGCCACCACUGGCUCGGCGGAGACGUUUCCUGCAUCUACUACGCUCUGGCGGGCUUCUUCUUCGGCAUUGCCAGCAUCAUGAACCUCACCGUCUUGGCCGUAGUGCGCUUCAUUGUGUCCCUCAAUCUGCACUCUCCCAAGGAGAAGAUCAGCUGGAAGAAGGUGAAGAUGCUGUGUGUGUGGACCUGGCUGUACGCUCUGGUCUGGGCUCUGUUCCCCAUUCUGGGCUGGGGCCGGUACGGGCCGGAGCCCUUCGGCCUGUCCUGUUCGCUCGCCUGGGGACACAUGAAGCACGAGGGCUUCUCGUUUGUCGUCUCUCUGUUCUCCGUGAACCUGCUCGUGCCGAGUGUCAUCAUCAUUUUCUGCUACUUCGGCAUCGCCAUGAGGCUCUACUUCACCUACAAGAAGUCGACGAACAGCAACCACGUCCCCAACAUCAUCAAACUCCACCGGAGGCUUCUGAUAAUUGCCGUUUUGAUCAGCGUAGGCUUCGUCGCCUGCUGGACGCCCUACGGCUUGGUAAGCCUGUGGUCCGUUUUGAACGACAGCAGCAAAAUCCCGCCCGAGGUCAGUCUGCUGCCUUGCAUGCUUGCAAAGAGCUCCACCGUGUACAACCCCUUGAUCUACUACUUCUUCAGCCGGAGCUUCAAAGAGGAGGUGAAGCAGCUGUCGUGGGAGUGCCUGGGCUCCCACGCGCGCCAGGUGUCCAACAGCGUCAGCGAAAACAACGUUUACAUGGUCAGCGUCAACCUCAAGUCCAAGGAAGUGGCGCGGGAAACCUUGCAGGAGAUCACCGAGUCGAGACAGUGACCUCGGCGUGAAGGAAUCUGAAAAAUAAGACUGAGCCGAGAUGAGUUGUCAGAGGUCUCAUGGUUCUGGAAUGGAAAGGUGUCCUCUGGGUUAUCACCAGGUAACCGGGUCCUUAGACAGACAGGCAUUGAUGAUGGGUAAAAACUGUGAAUGUUCCAAGAACUACAAAUAUUUUUUAAAAAAAGUUUCCAAUUCAGUCAUGGAGAUGGGAUAUCUGACAUCUGAGUAAACCGAGCUUAUCCAAGAAAUGAUCACAAUCGGCGGGUUUGCGAUGUUACGGUACAUUAAAGGUCACAGAGAGAAGAUGCUGCGUAGCAAAGGUUCAAAGCCAAAUGCCGUACGGGACACUUACAAGAACUGCCAGAGAAAGUGGAAAUGUUUACUUUAUGGACGGUUUUUUCAUGUUGUGGAGGAGUUGUGCUUCUGUGUGCAUUGUGUGUGUGUAAACAAUAAAGUAGCUGUGGUGUCCUUGAAGGCCACGCGUUGCCCGUUUCCGAACGGCGGCUCAUGCGGGAACGCAAGAUUGUAAAGAAGCUGCUGUUAUUCUGUCUAAGCCUCGUGUUAUGAUGUGUAAAUGUACAACAGCUUUAACAACCUGAGCGGUAUGUAACUUUAAAGGCACCGUCUAAAACAGCUUUGUGUUGUAAAAACGAAACUCUGCUCUUAAAAACGACAUUUUUGGAGAGGUGUGACUGUUGAAGUUACUUCUGUAAAGCACAAUUCAAGGACAUAAAGGACGCAGUGGUUCUGCUUUUGUAUCCGUUUGGCAAGUAGUCAAAAAAGUGAAAUAGCAGCACUUUUGGGUUACACUUUUAGUGUUUUGUUGCUGAAGUGAGGCUAGCUAUUUAUCUAGUCGUUGGAAAAACUCCAAAGAUGCGUCAUGACAUGUCUUUAAAAAAAAACUUUGCAACUUUUCUAGCUACGCUGAUUGUGGCGUAGAGGCAAAAAUGCAUGUGGAUCACAGAAAAUAACUGGUUAAAAAGCCGUGGUUGACACAUACGUGGAUGCAUUUGAUUUGUCACUUUGCUUUUGUUGUCUGGAGCAAAUGUAGUGUAACCGAAUGCAUCAGAAUUCAUCAAAUAGUGAGGCGUUGCAUGUUAAGACGAUUAAAACCAUGCAUAAUUUACCAACUUAAGAGCAUGCUUGCUCUGUUUUACUGCUUAUUUUAAUAAUAUAAAUGUUUCCUGCACUACUAACAGCUCAUAAAAGGAAUAAGAAUACUUUAGUAAAUAUAAGUAAAAUAGCUGAUUUACGAGGAGGUUGCUAGUUCCAUCCUGACCACUAGAUGGCAAUAAUAGCAACACACAGCACCUUUAAACGGAUUUGUGGUUUUCCUCUCCUGCUGAAUAUAGAUUUCAUCUCCAUUAUCAUAAUUUUCAUCAGUUUAAUCCUUUUUUUUUGUACUUUGGGGAACCAAAACAAUAUUGCAAAGAAUUCGCUUAGUAAAAUCUGCCCAAACCUUGUAGAAGAAUUUGUUUGCUGCAUUCUGACCUGAUCAGGCCAGAUUUUUUUGUUGUUGUUUGAGGUUUUCUCUUUUAUUCACUCUCUGUAUUGAUCAAAAAGAGUUUAUGGUACAAUCAGGCUGAACCACAUUGUUACACUGAAACCAGACAAGCACAUUAGUGAGGUUAACGUGUUUUGCAGGUACUAAUGACAAAGUGCGUCACUUUUUAGUCGCUAUUCUCCAUCUUUUCCCUUCUUAUUGUUAUGACAAUGUGCCUUUCAAAGCUAUUCAUUCUCCUGGUUCGCUUUCACAUUUUGUCACAGUACAAUCACAACUCUGUACUUUGUUGAGAUUUUAUGUAACACAAAGUUCUGCAUAAUAGCUAAGUGGAACAGCCCCCUCUCCCCCUCACCCAAAAUUAGCGCUUUUUAACUCCUUACAUUAAAAAGUAAUCUGGUGACAUUCAUUAAACCUGAAAAUAUUCCCCUCUUUUUUUGCAUAUAGUUGCUCAAACUCAGUUUCAGGCUCAUCUAUGAGCAACUACUUGCAAGUCUUACCACAUUCUCAAUUAAAAUUUUGGUCUGGACUUUGACUGGGACAUUCGAACACAUGAACAGACUUUGUUCUUAACCGUUAGAGUGGUGUGCUCAUACUGAACACACUACUUUGCUUUGGCCUACAACAUGAAGACCUAAUAAGGUAUACUGAAGGUUGUUGUUUACUGUGCGAAUACUUUUGGAGGCCACAAUAUAACCACCAAUGAAAAUAUAAAAACAUUCAAAUUAAAGAACCGCUUUUGCUUCAUACUAUGAAAAGUAUGCAGCGAACCAACACUAUUUUCACUUGGCUGUUUUUACCACCUGUGCUGAAAGCAGUGCUGCAUUGCAGGGAAAUUUAAACCUUCAGCGGGUUCCUGCGCACUGUCGUGUAAAAAAAGGACCAGGUUGGGUUAAAGUCGUUUUUCACAUUCUCAGCCACAACACGGGCGAGCGAGGGAACGCAGCAUUUAAAACGCCUCAAGUCUCACUUAACAUACUGCGCUGUGAAAACAAAACUUGAAUCCGGAGAAUGGUUGCAACCCAUCUGUGCCAAGUCUGCCUGAUUAUCAGAUGUGAAAAUAGCAUUAGUGUUCUCACUUCGAGGUUAGGAACUUUAUAUACUGAGAGGAAUCGAGAGGAAAGUUGGACAUUGUUAUUUACAUACACUACGCCGCCGCAGUUUUUCUACAAUCCAGACUGCUUCUGCAAACAUUUUGUGAAAGAAUGGGUCGCCCUAAGGAGCUCAGCGAAUUCUAGCGCGUUACCUCGCUUUUAAGUAUUCCUCAGUCAGCUGUUGGUGGUAUUAUAACGGAGCAGAAAGGAUUGGGAUCGACAGAAACUCGGCCUGAAAGAGGCGAGCCCUGUGAAAUCACAAAAGUGGGAUCAGAGGAAGGUGAAGUGCCCGAGUGCAAACAGAGCUUUUACUGGAGGGGAUUCCUGAUCAAGCAGCUAAAUUGAACUCUUGCGUCAUCAAAAAGUAAUUCCGGUAAAGGGAGCACUUAAUGCUUCAGGAUCAUUUCAUCCCAACGGAUGACUGUUUCCUGCUCCAACAUGAUUGCUAAAAAGCCAGGACCACAGGGACACGGAUGAAGAACUUGAGCGGUCGGCACAAUCCUGACCUCAACCAGACAGAACAUCACCCAGAGGAGAGACUGCUUCAUCCACCGUCAGAGUCCAACCUCGUACAUUACACAAAUGCACCCCUACGCCCUGCGGAACGCCACUUUUGGUUACUACUGCAGGCCAUUAGCUCUAAAGCUAAUCAUGAUUUCAUUAAAGUAAAGAGGCUAAAGGGGAAAACACAUCAGCAGAGUGUGGCACGGGUCAUAAAAUAGGAGUAUUGUGUUUAAUUAUAACAAACCACAACACUGUGCACAACAUUCACCGGUCAAUCUCAGUUUCAUUCUGUUUAUUUGCGUGAACGAUUUUCAAGCAUAACCAGUGGUUAAAAUGUAUACUUUGGGUAUAGAUCAAAGUAUAGAUCGCUGGACAGUUAGCACAUGUUAGCACACAGGUGUGCUAAGAAUGAACACACUUAUGUUACUUAUGUCAUUACAACUACACCGCUCUUGGCUUGCCAGACUUAUUUACUGCGGGUGAUGUAUUGUCUGGUCUCACCGUCUGAACAGAGCUCAACCUUAAAAACAAAAAGCUUUAUUAGAUUCAAAUGUCGUCAGCAGCUUGGCAGCAUGAAAAACGUAGCUGUCUAGUUUUUGUACGUCCCACUGAAUGGAAGAGUUUAGCAAACAAAGUGACCUUCAGUCUGCAUUUUGUUCAGUAAACCUGUCUGGAAAAAUAAUUGCAUUUAACCCGCCGUGCGGUGCACGUCUGUAUCUGCGAACGUAAUAUGAGCUGCUUUGAGAGUAUUAUUUUUAUUUAUUUAUUCUUUUCUUUGGAAAAAAAAAAAAAGACACAACUCUUCCCCACUGUAAAUAGCGCAGAAUUUUACUUGUGUGCAAUAUUAUCUUUUUCUUUUCUUUUCCUCGAAUCGUGGAGUUGCUGUUGAACAUUUUGUUUAGCAACUUGAGAAUGUAAAGCUCGGACUUUUGAGCAUCUUUAUGUGCACAAGUUACUGGUCGUAUUAAUGAAUAAACACAUAAUGAGUACAAACGCAAUGCAGUGGCAGUUAUUAUGGUUUACAUGGAUACGUCAUUUAUAUCCAACAUACUCAUGGUAGAAGUCGUCUCGAAUUCAAACACUUGGAUCUUACACCCCUUUUGUUGCUUUUUAGAAAUCGAUCCUCAGCAAAAUUUAUCUUUUUGAUAGAAAACAAAUAUAAAAACAGCCUGUAAUGUCAAAGUGAUUUUUUUUAUUUUAUUUUCGUUACUGCUGAUCCCCACACAGUUUUGAAAGGAAGAACGGAGUAAAAUUGCAGCGUCCGGAUGUGUAGCACUGACAGAGAGCUGUCCAAACAGACAUCAUGCUUUGAUCGCAACCAAAGGAGAAACUACUGAAAUCUGACUGGAACGGGGUGAAUAUUUAAGGAAUAUUUCAUCUUUUUAUUCGUCAUUAUUUACAUCGUCAUUAUCAUUUUUAUCAAAAAAGCUCAAAUUUCUUGUAAUUGAUCCCUAUGAGCAAUAAAAGGGGUAAAACAUCAAAAGUGGUGAAUGUUGUUUUUUUUUUUUUAUAGGAACCGAACAGGAAAGGCAUUUGUUGUGAAAUGGUGAUAUUUAUAUGCCGUGAUGAUCAUAACAGCCUUGCUGUGUGUAGGUUUCGUCACAUGCACAGUUGACAUGUUCCCAUGUGCAAUGAAACACUUUGCUGUCUGCAAGAAUGCCGGUCAAAAAGGUAAAAGCAAAAAGAAAAAUGCAUAGAAGAACUUGGAGAAAAAGUAACAACACCAUGUACAAACAGAGAAAAAUAAAACAAAAAUAGAAAAAUAAU
Molecule: messenger RNA, 6226 nt
Organism: Xiphophorus maculatus (southern platyfish)
Lineage: Eukaryota; Metazoa; Chordata; Actinopteri; Cyprinodontiformes; Poeciliidae
Gene: opn8b
Product: opsin-5-like
Exons: 4
Coding region: 326-1360 (344 amino acids)
Biological process (GO): G protein-coupled receptor signaling pathway; visual perception
Cellular component (GO): membrane
Molecular function (GO): G protein-coupled receptor activity
Source: RefSeq, a predicted model, not a curated record